Messenger RNA from Danaus plexippus (monarch butterfly), 760 nucleotides. RefSeq lists its product as uncharacterized. The coding region runs from base 68 to 760 and encodes 230 amino acids. The record is from RefSeq and is a predicted model, not a curated record. The transcript is spliced from 4 exons. Lineage: Eukaryota; Metazoa; Arthropoda; Insecta; Lepidoptera; Nymphalidae.
UCAGGUUUGACACGAUAACAUUUAAAGAAAUUUAAAGUGUGAAAAUAAAAAAAAUAGUUACAGAGUAAUGCCUGAGAUAAGCAGAGGUUUCACAUUCGAACAUUCCUGUGUCAUAGAGUUCACUAAGCCGAGAUGCCUGAGCUGGCUGUGUGAAAACUGUUUCUACAUUAAACGGUUCUGUUGCUGCUGCAGCUUGAAGUUCGGAGCGUUCAUUGUAGCUUUGUGCGGCAUGCUUUACAUCGGCAGUUUCAUAUAUUUGCCGUAUUAUAGGAUAUGCUCUUGCAAACAAGAUUUCUUUCUGUCACAAAUAAAGUUAGGAUCGGAUUUCAACGACCUGAAAGCGAUCUAUGACCAAGCGAUAGCUUUCAACCCUUUCGAUGACAUAAACAAAUAUAUACUCGGUUUAUAUAAACCCAUUAAGAACAUAGUAAUGCAAAAUCUAAUGUGUUUCAUAUUGUUCCCUUAUGUUCUGCUUUCAUUCUUUAGUAUGUUAUUCCUGCUUAUGGCUUGUUCGCCCUGUUGCAGAUGUUUGUCAACUGUUUUGUUACUAUGUAUAUUCCUCAGCCAAGCUCUCAAUACGUUUAUUAUCGGUACUAUUAUAGACGGCGUUGCGUUCAGAGAGUGUGAAUGUUUUGAAAACUGGCCCUGGACACUACAUAGCCUCAUAUUUUAUCCAAUUUGGUUCUACUUUUAUAUUGUUAUAAGAAGCUUCAAGAGGUUAAGAAAGGAAAAAGCGAGGGCAAAAAAGGUAAUUCAUUAA